CGUCGAACCUUCCCCUCUCUACUCUCUAAUCACUUCCAUUUCACGAAAACUACCGAGUGGAUUUUUUUUAAGUUUCCUUUUAUUUGUUUUUAUUUUUUUUCGGUUAUUGUCAUUUUUGUACAGCCACUUAGUGCACCUGCCUCUUUCCCCCUUUUGCCUGGCUCGCGCGACGCGUCCCCAACGCUCUGUAAAGCAGUAACGAUGCUACACUGACGGUCGGUCUCGUUUGUCGUGUGUGACACAGCCGCGUCGAGCAGCGUCAAGCAACAGCGGAAUCUGUCGGUCCUAGGAGGAUCACCGCUCGAAAGGAUCACAACAAGAGCGCCGAUGGCACAAUUCGGUCGGUUCUACGUGCCGCCGUUGGGCAACGCCAUGAACGUGCUGUGGGCCGCCGUCAAGGCGUACGUGCCGGAAGACAGCCCGUGCCUGGAAGCCAUCAAAAAACGCCGUGGCGACGGGCUAGACGCCGAGACCGGAGGCCCGGCGAACCCGGCACCGGCCGAGAGCACCAGGCUGGCCGGCGGCAAACCGGACACCAACCCGUUCAGGACCACGUGCAACGCCGAGUUGUCGUCUUACGGCGGCGUGGAAAACCGCGGCUUGGACGUCGCUGGCGAUGGCCCGACAAGGCGGGUGCCGCAAACCUUCAGCAUGGAAGGCAGCUUCGACGACGACUCGUCAUCCGGCGGUGGUGAAUUCGGUGGACGUGGACGACACAAGAUCGACGAAUGGCAGGCCGCGUGGAACGUCACCAACGCCAUACAGGGAAUGUUCAUCGUGUCGCUACCGUUUGCCGUUCUCAGAGGAGGAUACUGGGCCAUAGCCGCGAUGAUCGGGAUCGCCUACAUAUGCUGUUACACUGGUAAGAUACUGAUCGAGUGUUUGUACGAGCUGGACCUGAACACCGGUCAGCGGGUGCGAGUCCGGGACUCGUACGUGUCCAUCGCCCGCGAGUGUUUUGGCCCCGUGUGGGGCGGACGAGUGGUGAACGUGGCGCAGAUGAUCGAACUGCUAAUGACGUGCAUACUGUACGUGGUGGUGUGCGGCGACCUAAUGGAGGGCACGUUCCCGGACGGCGUGAUCGACACGCGCAGCUGGAUGAUGAUCACGGGCGUGCUGCUGAUACCGCUGGGAUUCCUCAAGCAUCUGCACCACGUGUCGCUGCUGAGCUUCUGGUGCACCAUGUCGCAUAUACUCAUCAACAUAAUCAUACUCGGUUACUGCGUGCUGGAGCUGCCGGACUGGGGCUGGAGCAAGGUGAAGUGGUCGAUCGACAUGGAGAACUUUCCGAUAUCGCUGGGCGUGAUCGUGUUCAGUUACACGUCGCAGAUAUUCUUGCCCACGCUCGAGGGCAACCUGAUAGACCGGUCUAAGUUCGACUGGAUGUUGGACUGGAGCCACAUCGCCGCGGCCAUAUUCAAAUCGCUGUUCGGCUACGUGUGCUUCCUGACGUUCCAGAACGACACGCAGCAGGUGAUCACAAACAACCUGCAGUCGCCGUCGUUCAAGGGCCUGGUCAACGUGUUCCUGGUGGUCAAGGCGCUGUUAUCGUACCCGCUGCCGUAUUACGCGGCGUGCGACAUACUGGAGAAGUCGCUGUUCAAGGGCCCGCCGGCUACCGCGUUCCCCAGCGUCUGGCACCUGGACGGCGAGCUCAAGGUCUGGGGCCUGGCGUUCCGCGUGGCUAUCAUACUGGUCACCGUGUUCAUGGCCAUAUCCAUACCGCACUUUGCGCUGCUCAUGGGCUUCAUCGGCAGCUUCACCGGCACCAUGUUGUCGUUCAUCUGGCCGUGCUACUUCCACCUGAAACUCAAGGGCGACUCGCUGGAAUGGCGGACCAUUAUGUUCGACUGCUUCGUCAUAUUCCUCGGCUGUCUGUUCGGCGUCAUCGGCGUCUACGAUUCUGGUUCCGCCAUGGUUAAAGCGUUCCAGAUUGGCUUACCGUUCUAAUCGCCGCACCGCGCUCUUAUCACACCCAUCGUCGCAGUGCAGUGCCCAAUUCGUUACUACCGUUACACCAUGGCAUUUACUAAUAUUGAAAAAAAAAAAAAACAA
Adelges cooleyi (spruce gall adelgid) is the source of this 2055-nucleotide messenger RNA. RefSeq names its product vesicular inhibitory amino acid transporter (gene VGAT). Gene Ontology annotation, molecular function: amino acid transmembrane transporter activity. The coding region runs from base 328 to 1950 and encodes 540 amino acids. Gene Ontology annotation, cellular component: vacuolar membrane. The record is from RefSeq and is a predicted model, not a curated record. The transcript has 2 exons. Gene Ontology annotation, biological process: amino acid transmembrane transport. Lineage: Eukaryota; Metazoa; Arthropoda; Insecta; Hemiptera; Adelgidae.